UAGAGGCUGAACGACGUACGAUCGCUAGUUAUCGUCUGGUUUGUGUUACGUAGUUAAAUAAGGGAAUUUACCAUCGUUCUUUGGUCAUGGCUGUGAACGCUACCUCAAUGAUUUUGUCCAAAGUCACAAACAGCAGAGUAGGUCUGAACUUCUUGGUGAACGGUCGUAAACAUAUCCACGUUACAUCUGUAGUCACUAUGCCGGUCAAGAGUGGAGACAAACUACCAAGUGUAGAUUUGUAUGAAAACAGUCCUGCCUCUAAAGUAAAUAUUGCUGAGCUAACUGCCGGCAAAAAAGUAAUCAUUUUUGGCGUUCCUGGUGCUUUCACGCCAGGCUGCUCAAAGACUCACCUGCCAGGCUAUGUUUCUGAUUUUGACAAAUUCAAAUCCAAGGGAGUUGAUGAGAUUGUCUGUGUUUCUGUCAAUGAUCCAUUCGUGAUGGCUGCAUGGGGAAAGGAACAUAAUGCAGAUGGAAAAGUCCGUAUGCUAGCAGACACCAACGGCGCUUUCACGAAGGCCAUGGAUCUUGAAAAGGAUUUGACAGGACCUUUGGGUAGCGUGAGGUGUCAGCGUUUCUCAAUGCUUGUUGAAGAUGGUGUAGUUAAAGCCGCAAAUAUCGAGCCUGAUGGUACAGGCUUGACGUGCUCGCUAUCCAAUAGUCUAUUGUCUCAACUGUAGACAUGUGAUUUGAUUGUGACCAUAAUAGUGUUUGGUGAAAUCGUUACACACGAAUUUUAGCCAAGUAUCACGUAAAUAGUACAUCAGCCUCCAUCUGUUAUGAAAUAACAUGAUUGUUGAAAAAUAUCCACUUUGCUUGUUACUGAUACGCCAAUUAAGAAAAUAUAGUAUCCUACUGAAACCUGGACAA
Molecule: messenger RNA, 867 nt
Organism: Daphnia carinata
Lineage: Eukaryota; Metazoa; Arthropoda; Branchiopoda; Diplostraca; Daphniidae
Product: peroxiredoxin-5, mitochondrial-like
Exons: 3
Coding region: 87-677 (196 amino acids)
Biological process (GO): cell redox homeostasis; hydrogen peroxide catabolic process; cellular response to oxidative stress
Cellular component (GO): peroxisome; mitochondrion; cytoplasm
Molecular function (GO): thioredoxin peroxidase activity
Source: RefSeq, a predicted model, not a curated record